Vicia villosa (hairy vetch) is the source of this 2556-nucleotide messenger RNA. RefSeq names its product pentatricopeptide repeat-containing protein At5g18475. Lineage: Eukaryota; Viridiplantae; Streptophyta; Magnoliopsida; Fabales; Fabaceae. Bases 199 to 1740 code for a protein of 513 amino acids. The transcript is spliced from 2 exons. Gene Ontology annotation, molecular function: protein binding. The record is from RefSeq and is a predicted model, not a curated record.
AACGAACCUUUCCUUCUUGCAGCUAGAUAUUAUUACAGAUUUCACUGUCCGCUCUCAGUCUCAUGUAAAAGCGCCUCCAACUACUACCAUUCUCCAGUUAAUUCCACCUACAAAUGAGAACAUAUAAGAGCUAAAGUUUCAUUUUUUUCCUACUUUGUUCACGGGUUUUGCAUAUAAUCAAUCACUGAAUUGGAUUUCAUGAAAACCUCAGCAAUUCACUGCUGCAGGCACAGACAACAUAGCUCCGUGACUUCAUCCUCUUUGCUACCAUGGAUAUCUCCUCUUAUCUUUACAAAACCUGCAGAACCUAAACUAGACCCACCUCCUGAAAUCAGUGUCUCCGAAACGAGGAAGAAGAGCAAAUACAUCACUCAUGAUGUUGCUAUCAAUUUGAUCAAACGAGAGAAAGAUCCGCAACAUGCAUUGAAAAUAUUUAACAUGAUAUCCGAACAAAAGGGUUUUAAUCACAACAAUGCUACCUAUGCGUCCAUUCUUCAAAAGCUUGCGCAGUUUAAGAAGUUUCAAGCUGUUGAACGGCUUCUGCAUCAGAUGAGUUAUGAAACUUGUAAAUUUCAUGAGGGUAUAUUUAUCAACCUUAUGAAGCAUUACUCAAAGUGUUCUUUUCAUGAAAAAGUGCUUGAUACUUUUUUUGCUAUUCAGACAAUUGUUCGUGAAAAGCCAUCUCCCAAAGCUAUUAGUUCUUGUCUUAAUCUCUUGGUUGAUUCGAACCGGAUUGAUUUGGCGCGGCAGUUACUUUUGCAUGCUAAGAGGAGUUUAAUUUAUAAGCCAAAUGUCUGCAUUUUUAAUAUCUUGGUGAAGUACCAUUGCAAAAAAGGGGAUCUUGAAUCUGCUUUUGAAGUUGUUAAAGAAAUGAGGAACUCCCAGUAUUCUUAUCCUAACGUUAUUACCUACUCAACCCUGAUGGAUGGUCUCUGUCGAAACGGAAGACUCAAAGAAGCUUUUGAUCUUUUUGAGGAAAUGCUUUCGAAGGAUCAGAUUGUGCCUGAUCCCCUCACUUACAAUGUUUUGAUUAAUGGGUUUUGCCGCAGAGGGAAACCUGAUCGCGCUAGAAAUGUUAUUGAAUUUAUGAAAAAUAAUGGAUGCUGUCCUAAUGUAUUCAAUUACUCAGCCCUAGUAGAUGGAUUAUGUAAAGCAGGGAAACCGCAAGAAGCAAAAGGGGUUUUGGCUGAGAUGAAGAACUCUGGUUUGAAACCUGAUACGGUUACCUACACUUCUUUGAUCAAUUUCUUCUGUAGGAAUGGGAAAAUUGACGAGGCUAUAGAGUUGCUUAAAGAAAUGAAGGAAAAUGAAUGCGAUGCUGAUACUGUUACAUUCAAUGUGAUACUUGGAGGCUUGUGCAGAGAAGGUAGAUUUGACGAGGCUUUGGAUAUGAUUGAGAAACUUCCACACCAAGGUGUCUAUUUGAACAAAGGUAGUUACAGGAUUGUACUAAACUCCUUAACUCAAAAUUGUGAGUUGAGGAAGGCAAAUAAAUUAUUAGGGUUAAUGCUAAGUAGAGGGUUUGUACCCCAUUAUGCUACCUCGAAUGAAUUAUUGGUUCGUCUUUGUAAGGACGGGAUGGCUGACGAUGCUGCUACUGCUCUAUUUGACUUGGUGGAUAUGGGGUUCCAGCCACAACUUGAUUCUUGGGAACUUUUAAUUGAAUUAAUCUGCAGAGACAGAAAGUUAUUGUAUGUUUUUGAGCUAAUUGAUGAACUGGUAACACCAACAAAUUCUUGAUGACUGCACCGUCGAGUGAUGUUUUUGUCUACCUUUAUUACUCAAUAAAAGACGAACUGCAACAGAGAAACACACUUUGGAAAAUGCGUGUUUUUUUUCGGGUCGAAUAGCCUAGUGGCUGAGAUUUCAUCCUUUUAUAGGUGAAUAAGUGGUAUAAUUACCACUAGAACCAUUACAAUCUUAGGAUUUAUGACCCAUGUGUGAUGUUUCACCAUCAUAUAUGAGGAAGUGACCAGCCUGGUGACCUGUUGAAACUUGUAUUGAGCUUAAUGGUGGAGAUAUAAUUGUAAGAUCACAAUGUAUAUAAAUUUUCGAAGUGACUUGAAAAAGCACAUGAUUAUUGAAAGCUACCGCACAACCCUUAUGUAUUUUGAUGUGUAACCUAAAUAGACCUCAAGGUGAGUUGAGAGAGAGUACAAAGGCAUGAUGAAUGUGCUCACCUUCUGAGUGAUCAUACUACCAUGUUCCUCACCAAGUGCUUCGGAAUAGAUGGUCACAAGUGUGUGAAAAUAUGUCUUGUGAAUGUAUUUGUGUCACAUUGCAUUGCGUUAUAUCUUGUGAAGAGUAUGCAUGUCUUGGAAAGUUUCAUGGAAUAUACAAGUGUCAAAUGUAUGCGAGUAUCUUGUGUUUUUAUGCAUCAUGAUGUGCAUCUACAUUGUAAUUGAAUAAUUAAUAAGCAUUUUAUUCACAUGUCUUGGAUGUUAAAAUACUAUAAUGCUCAAUGUGUUAAUAUGCAUCAAAUGUUAUACUUUCUUUUUUUAUUAUUAAGGUUAUGCGAAUUCUUUUGAAUGUUUUGCUUACAUUUGGUUGUUUUUA